UUGCUAGUGUCUUACAGUCCGCUAGCUCGGUUUUGGCCGCGCACCGCUGUUUCUCGCGACAUACCGCCUCGUUGCGCGCUGUGAACAACGUUUGCAGGCGCCGACCCCGGCGCGGUACGCUGCGUGAACGCUACUCGCUCAAAGACAAGCAGCGGCUGAGUACCAAACGGACGUUGCUCAAGCACUGAAAACGCGCGCGCCGACGCGCACACCAAGAACAGAGCAAGUAUGGCCGACACCCCAGCACAAGCGGGCGCCACGACGACCCUCGGCUACCUCGCGGACCGCAGCGCGCAGCUCGCGGCAUCGCUGCGCGAGGUCGAGGCCGAGAUUUUGAAGGGCCAGGGCGCGACGUCGCUCGCCGACGCCUCGCGCGGGUCCCACGCGCGCGUCGCGCGGCUGCGCGCCAACCUGCGCGAGACCCUGCAGCCUUUGUUGGACGAGGCCGAGGGCGAGGGCCUGAGGGGCGACAUCCUGAAGGUCGGCGACGAGGUCCGCGCUUCCGAGAAGCGCGUGGCGGCGCUGGAGCAGGUCGUAGAGUGCGAAGCGAGCAUUGAUGGCGCCGAGGCCGAGCUCGGGGCGGGGCGCGUCGUCGAGGCGUGCGCUGCGUUGGACGACGCCGGGUCGAAGCUGGACGCUUUAGAUAGGGAGGCCCCCUACGCCGGGGAAUUGAGAAGGCGCUUCGACGCCGCGGCGACGGGCGCCGAGACGAGGUUGCGGGAGCUCCUGGCGCACGCGGUCACCGCGGACGAAUCGAGGAUUGCGGUCGAGGCCGCGGAUGGCGUCGUCUGCGGCCGGCUCGCGGACCGGCCCGUCGCGACGUUCGAGUUGCUCACGGCGGCUCGGGCGCUCGGGUGCAGCGCCGAGGCUAGGAUACUCGACGAGGUCGUCGAGCGGUGCUCGCCGUUCGUUUCCCGGUGUUUGACGGCGGGCAACCGCGACGCCCUCACGUCGGAUGGGAGCGCGCGCCGCGUUCUAAAAGUGGACGCCGACGCCGUCACGGAGAAUUCGGUUGAUGCGGAGCUUUGUACCAAAAGAGCGCACCAGGUCGUCGCGUUCCUCGACGACGCUUUGCUCGGUAACGACGCUUAUUUGCGGUCGAAGUUCCAUGCGAGUCUGGUGGCUCCAUUGAUCCUACCGGCCGUCGAGAAAGCGUUGGUGCGGGAUCCGAGAGACGUGGCGCCGACUCAAAAACAGAUGGCCGCGACGCGCCAGGCCGUCGAGGGCCUCGAGGCCGAUUUGUGCGGGCGGGGCUACGGAAAUGCGUCGUUGGUCAAGGCCUUGGACCACGCGGCGACGACGGCCGCCGAAGCGGCGCGGGCGCGAGUCCUGGACGAGGCGCGCAAGGCGUUGAGGGGCGACUGGCACAACGCGACGGAAGCCGAGUGCGCGCCUUUGGUGGACCGCGUGAACGAGGCCGAACCCGGCGAGGCCGCGCCGCCGCCCACGUUGUUGGUCUCGGCGGUCGUGCUGGACCUGGCGUCGAUCAUCGACCGCGCGGCGGACGAGGCCGCGUCGGCGCCCACGGCCGAAAUGGCCUCCACCUUAUUCUCGGGCGUGCGCCUUUCAUUUGAACUCUUCCGCGGCUUCGCGUCGCUCCAAGACUGCUCGCGGUCGCCUAGAUUAGCGCGGCUCCUGGCGAACGACUGCCUCUUCUGCGCGCGCCUCGCGGCGCGCGUGUCCGUCGACCGCGGGCCGGCCAUCGGCCGCGCGGCGGCGCAGCCGCACCUAUCCCUCGUGGACCAGAUCGAGCCGCUGCGGGCGCUCGCGGACGGCUUCCGCGCGAAAGCCGACGACGACGUUUCGCCGCCGGCGCCGCCGGCCCUCCUCUCGGCCAUCGCGGCGUAAGCAUACAGAAGAUUUGCCCUUCGCACGUCGCGGCGGCUACCCGCAAGUGAGGCGCACUAGUAAG
Molecule: messenger RNA, 1912 nt
Organism: Pelagomonas calceolata
Lineage: Eukaryota; Pelagophyceae; Pelagomonadales; Pelagomonadaceae
Source: the annotation of a GenBank genome assembly